This is a messenger RNA of Megachile rotundata (alfalfa leafcutting bee), 2919 nucleotides long. RefSeq names its product phosphodiesterase 8 (gene Pde8). The record is from RefSeq and is a predicted model, not a curated record. Gene Ontology annotation, molecular function: 3',5'-cyclic-nucleotide phosphodiesterase activity. Lineage: Eukaryota; Metazoa; Arthropoda; Insecta; Hymenoptera; Megachilidae. Gene Ontology annotation, biological process: signal transduction.
AUGGGAUGCAGGUCCAGCACGUUGGAGUGCAUGGAGGACAAAAGGGACACGGAGAAGAGGAAACAGUCGGACUCGCUGGAUCAAGGAUCUCUAGUCGACAUAGGAAAAUCGGAGUACGACAUUCUGGAAAAGCCACCAUUCAAAGAAGUCCCAACUGGAGACGAAGCAGUGGAUCAUUCUACAGUGUAUCUGUUCCAGAAAGGGGCGCAAGAAAUUGGAACAUACCCGUUAACGAACAGUGUUCCUGAUCUCAUUAAGAUAUUACUGGUCUUCCCGAAAGAUGAUCAGCAGAUGGACAUACUUGCCACCACUUCCAGAAGACUGGGGUGGAGCGUAUCGGUGGCAAAAGAUGCGGAAGAAGCUGUCGAGUUCUUCCAAAAUCGAGGUCACGAGCUAGUGAUCAUCGAUCAUCGGGGGCAACGUGGUACCCAAGCCGAUGCGAUUUGUAGAGCGAUUAGGUCUAGUCCAGUUUACCAUAAUACCGUUGUCAUAGCUCUUGUAAAAAAAUCGUAUUUUAUGCAUACCGAAAAAGAUAAAAUCGUGUCACUGGAUUUGUUAGAAAUAGGAUUCACCAGAGCUUUAAUGGAGUGCUCCCACGAAGGGAUAUUAAUUAACGAAUUAGUGGGAAUUUAUACCAGCACUUUGCUACCAAGAACACAACUAGCGGCUGCUGACGCGUUGUAUGUGGCUCUUGACAGAUGCCGUGAUAUGGUACACGUGACAAAUGAUAAACACAUUGUACAGUUUGUUAAUAAAAUUAGCGAGAAGUUGUUAGGCUAUACGAUCACAGAAAUAUUAGGGAAAAACAUCAGUGAGAUAGUUCUCUACGAAAAUUUCGUAGUGAUGGAGCAGCAGAUCAGCAAAGGUCACGAAUUCGAGGGGAACAUGAACUGCAAACGAAAAAAUAAUCAAAUGCUCACUCUCAACUGCAGGAUAGUACCUUUCAGUAUCACUCUGAAAAAACCAACUCACUACAUAUACGUGUACGAUACGAUGUACCUGUCAGAAAAUAUCGAUCCAUCGGUCGAUAAAGAUCAACAACCGGGUCUUCCAAAGCAGAGUACAGUUGCGACACAAAGGCGGACAUCUGAUAUGAAAUCAGGCACCAGCGACAGCCGAAGGCGGUCCAGUCUGCGCAAACUGUACAGUUUACAAUUGGAAGCACCAAUUACAAAAGUGAUCACACUUCUUUCUAACGCGAUCACGGAGUCGACGAAUCCUGAAACAGCUGCACAGAUAGACAAGGCAAUAGAAAUGUUGAAAACUACCGAACUAUACGUGCCACAUCUAAGGGAAGAUAAAACCUUCACUGACCCCGUGGCUACUGACCUCGUCGGAGCCUUGUUAGCUUCGCCCCGAAAACCAUGGGAAUCAAGAAGAUCGUCGGUGGAGUCAGCACGGUUGUCUACGUACAAAGCUGUCGCUCUGACCUCAGGUUCCUCUCGAAUGCAGAUCAAAGGAUUCAGGGGGCCUCAGGAAAUCGCGGAAAUAUUGGACAAGUGUUUAGAUUGGAAUUUCGAUGUAUUCAAACUUGAAGUUCUCACGGAAAAAAGGCCACUAUUGUUCCUUGGGAUGACAAUCAUGAAUCUGUACCGGGUACCAGCAAGAUUAGGCUGCGAUGAGAAGGUCGUGCAAAAUUGGCUAACCGUAAUCGAAAUGAACUAUCGAUCUACUAAUUGUUAUCACAAUUCGACUCAUGCUGCUGAUGUACUACAAGCCACUGCUAGGUUUAUGCAGUCCGAAACGUUGAAACAGAUUUUGGAACCCUUGGACGAAGUUGCGGCUUUGAUUGCUUCUGCUGCGCAUGAUCUUGAUCAUCCCGGUAGAUCGAGCCAAUUUCUCUGCAACGCCGACAGCAAGCUAGCGAUCCUCUACAAUGAUUUGUCCGUGCUUGAGUCACACCAUGCAGCGUUAACGUUCAAGCUAUCCUUAGAAGAAGACAGUGCGAACAUUUUCAAAAACUUGGAACGAGACACAUACAAGCUAGUCAGGCAGAUAGUCAUCGAUAUGAUUCUAGCCACUGAAAUGACCAAACACUUUGAACAUCUGGCGAGGUUCAUGAACGUCUGCAGCUCCAGAGUUACGGAUAAUCAGAUGGAAGCUUACUCAGGUAAUCUGGACAUGUCAGUGGUACUACAGCCAGAAAAUGUGGUGCUGGUGAAGAGAAUGAUGAUCAAAUGUGCGGAUGUGUCGAAUCCAACGCGACCACUAAAAUAUUGCAUAGAAUGGGCCAGAAGAAUCGCCGAAGAGUAUUUUAGUCAGACUGACGAAGAAAAGAGAUUGAAGCUGCCAGUAUUGAUGCCUAUGUUCGACAGACAAACAUGCUCGAUACCAAAAUCGCAGAUCGGUUUUGUCGAUUAUAUCAUCAACGACAUGAUCGAAACAUGGGAUGCAUUUAUCGACAUGCCAGAACUAGUGGGGUACAUGAGACACAAUUACGAGAAAUGGAAAGAAUAUAGUGUAAGUAUCUUUUUCAACAAUUUCAUUAUAUUCUGACUAAAAUCACAUAUGCUUUGCUAUUUCUCAAAAUUUAGUCUUUCAAUUCUUGUAGAUUCAGUAAAAUACGGUUAUGCUUUUAUCAAAGAGAAUUUAUUAAAAUGUUUAUGUUAAAAUAAUGAGAAAUGAUACGCUUCAAAACUUACAUUCUUUAACAUCACAUUAUAUGAAGUAUCUUUAUUUUUGCAGUAGUUGAUUAUCUGAGUAACAAUUUUUUAUAGGAACAAGAAAUAUAUAGAAUAAAAGAGAAUUUAUUAAAACAAGCUAUAUUAGAAUAGUAAAAAGUGAUACGCUUCAAAUAUUACAUUCCUUAACAUCACAUCAAAUGAAGUAUCUUUAUUUUUGUAGUAGUUGAUUAUCUGAGUAACAAUUUUUUACAGGAACGAGAAAUAUUGAGUAUAAAAGAGAAUUUAUUAAAAUAAU